Messenger RNA from Suillus subalutaceus, 1690 nucleotides. RefSeq lists its product as uncharacterized. Lineage: Eukaryota; Fungi; Basidiomycota; Agaricomycetes; Boletales; Suillaceae. The transcript is spliced from 5 exons. Gene Ontology annotation, molecular function: protein binding. The record is from RefSeq and is a predicted model, not a curated record. Bases 50 to 1615 code for a protein of 521 amino acids.
CAGUGCUUGACCUCUCGCCCUACUAGUAGAACUUUUGGUAGACAACAUAAUGAGAGCUAUAACUCUGGUACAGCUCCCCCCAGAGCUUUUGUUCCUUAUACUGGUACCUCUCGACGCGCACGACCUAGUACGGGUACGAAAGACGUGCAAAACGCUGAAAGAAACGGUCGACCAUUCGGAGAUGCUGCAAUAUAUCAUCGACCUCGGUUACUUCCAAAUGGAAGCCUCUGAAAUGGACGUGCCGCCAGCUACACGCCGAGAACGACUUAGACAGCAUGACGCUGCAUGGCAACGCUUCGAAUACAAGCAGAAGUACACGCUCCCAGCAGUGAUGGUGGGACCUCUAUCUGAUAUCUUGGGUGGUGUAUAUGGCUCUGCUGGAUCGAAGGACUGCAUUAUCUUUGCUUGUAUGCCGUUCGGGACUGACUCCAGUGAUCUACAUAGCUGGAAUUGCCCUGUUGAUGCUACGACCUUGAUGGACUUUACUUUCUGUCCAGCGCAAGAUCUACUUGUUGUAGUGGCACUUUCACCAGACUCCUUGACUUAUGCAUACGAUAUCCAUCUGAGGUCACUGACAACGAACGACGCCCACCCUGAUGCAGCACAACCAAUCCUGAAGGCACUCGACACGGAUACCAUUGGCCACGCAAUACCCCAAUCCACCAGUGCGGAAGUCCAUAUCAUGGGGAGCUACGUUAUCGUGCUAUUGUGGAAUGUCGUGGUAAAGGAGAGAGACUGUAUGCAAAUGUGGGACUGGAAAUCCAAGAAUGGUUACCAGUUCAGUCUUUUGUUCAAUGAUGGUAUCCACGACUGGUCAUUCAUUGCAGAAGAUCAGUUCCUCGUCCUUGAUAUCCACGGGAUCAUGGAAAUAUAUUCCAUUGCCGACAAGUCAAAGCCCCCUCGAUGCACCGCGAAACUCUCAUUACCUUCUCUCAUGGAUCACUUUUCAUACACAGAGGUAUCCGUAGGUAAAAAUAUUACUUCUGGCUCCAUGCUUUCCCAUCCUCGAAGAUCCUACCAACCUCCAUGCCCAUUUCACCCGAGUACGAGUGAUCAACUCAUAGUCAUCCAUGUCGGUGUUGAAUUCAGAAACGAAUUGUUCCGCUAUAGCUUCUUUACCCUGCGUAGUGCCAUCCUGGAACUCGAAAGCUUAUUUUGCAGGACCUACGGCCAACCGACCUUGAAUGGUCCCAAAUUGCUUUGGUCGAUGUGGGGGCCGCGGUAUACGACGUGGUUCCGUGCUACGAAAUUACGCAUAAAUGACAUGGACUGGGUGUCUUCACUCUAUGGUUUCCGCGUUGUGGAUCCCCUCGACAACAGCGCUUCUGAUGCACCACUCGAACCCCGACGGCUACGUAUCAGAGAUUUUAACCCACACAUCGCUCGGCAUUAUCACGCACAAGAUAAACCAGACUACCGCGGUCGACUUGUACAAGGCGAGCUAACUAACACGAUUUCUCGCCCAUUUACGGAACCGCUAGGAUCUGCACUACCGUAUCACGAGAUCGUUAGCGAGGGGUUGUUUUAUGCGGAUACUGCUCAUAUGGACGAAAGUAGGAUUAUGUUAGUGAAAAGAGAUAGAAGAGGUCAACAAAUCGAUAUAUUGGUAUUCUGACUAGUUCCUAAUGUUGACGCCUUGGGAAGUAUGGUCCUCAGGCGGCCACUUAAUGCUGCAUUACCUAGAUCUGUG